CACAAAAGCUGGGCAGCCUGGGGAGGGUGGCAGAGUCCUGCACCAUUCUGGGCCAUGGGCUGCUGUCAAGAUAAGGACCAUCGGCCCUCUGAAGAGCAUGGAAGGGAUGAAGUGAAUGAGGGAGGUAAGGAAGGUAGAACCAGACACAAAAAAAGGGUUGCAGGAGCGGGAGGUUUCCCGCCCCCUCCCCCACACCAAGGAAUUGCUCCAGCGGUGGGGCUGGAAAGAACAGAACUGCACUAAGUGGCCAACGUGGUUCUUACAGGCGUCGACACUGAUUUUGAGAACACAGGCCGCCGUAAACAAAGAUCUAACGAAAGUCUUCUGAUCACCGUGCUGUGGCGCAGGCUAUCCAUGUUCAGCCGUCGGGGGUCCUCACGGUCAAGCAAGAGGGCCUCAGAUCAGAUGCAAAAGCAGGACAGUAAAACACAGGAGCGCAAACGUGACGGAACCCACAAGGAAUCAGGAAAGGGCUGACUCCAACCCUGGUCUCAAUCCUCCCUAACAAUCCAGAGAAUAAAAUUAGUAUUGCAGAUCUGCCAGGCUGGUUUACAGAGCAAGUUACAGCUCUGUAGGCUUCUCGGCCGCAAGCUCUGUAAGGUUCCUCCGGCCCAGCCCCUUGGUAUUUGUUCGUGAGCCUUAGGGGCGGGGCCGAGUCGGCAACCUAGCC
Messenger RNA from Psammomys obesus (fat sand rat), 670 nucleotides. It is a transcript of the gene Tex54, whose product is annotated as testis expressed 54. The transcript has a single exon. The record is from RefSeq and is a predicted model, not a curated record. NCBI's taxonomy places the organism in Eukaryota, Metazoa, Chordata, Mammalia, Rodentia, Muridae.